Kwoniella botswanensis is the source of this 996-nucleotide messenger RNA. RefSeq lists its product as uncharacterized. NCBI's taxonomy places the organism in Eukaryota, Fungi, Basidiomycota, Tremellomycetes, Tremellales, Cryptococcaceae. Bases 1 to 996 code for a protein of 331 amino acids. Gene Ontology annotation, molecular function: protein serine/threonine kinase activator activity. The transcript has 11 exons. Gene Ontology annotation, biological process: intracellular signal transduction. The record is from RefSeq and is a predicted model, not a curated record.
AUGAACUUCUUCAAUCGUCAGAAGACUAGGACACCCGCGGAGACGGUGAAAAGCUUAAAGGAUAAUAUUUUGAGAUUAGAUCAGUCAGCAGCAGGGGAAGGAAGGAAAAGAAUCAACGAAGAAAUCUCUCGUCUGCUAGCCUCGACAAAAAACUCAUUGUUGGGCGAGGGAGAAUCCGAACCAUCACCCGAUGUCAUAGCUCAAAUAGCGAAUGAAGUGUAUGCCCAGGACUUGCUGAGUUUGAUGGUGAUACAUCUAGGGAAAUUUGACUUCGAGGCUCGAAAGGAUGUUUGCCAUAUCUAUAAUACCCUCCUCCGUCGUCAACUUGGCACGAGAUCGCCCACGGUGGAUAUCAUAGCCACUCGACCUGAUAUCAUCUUCAACACCUUGAAAGGUUAUGCGAAUGCUGACAUCGCUCUGAAUACGGGUAUGAUACUGAAGGAAAUGCUGAGGUAUGAACCUCUUGCUAGGAUAUUGCUGUAUUCUGAACAGUUCUACACCUUCCCUAACUAUAUCGAGAACACGACUUUUGGUAUAUCGACCGAUGCUUUUGCGUGUAUGAAGGAAACACUCACUCGGCACAAGCCUAUGGUAGCGCAGUAUCUCGAUGCCAAUUAUGACCGAUUCUUCAACAUGUACACCACUCUUAUUCUCUCCGCCAACUAUGUGACCAAACGACAAUCCCUCAAAUUACUCGGUGAAAUUCUCCUGGAUCGAGCCAACUAUUCGAUCAUGACCAGAUAUAUCGCUUCCGAAGCGAACCUGAAGAUGAUGAUGAACUUCCUGAGGGACAAGAGUAGGAAUAUCCAGUUCGAAGCUUUCCACGUGUUCAAGGUUUUCGUUGCGAACCCCAAUAAGCCUGCUCAGAUUGCGGCUAUAUUGAGACGAAAUAAGGACAAACUGUUGGUAUUCUUGAAGGAAUUCCAUAAUGAUAAAGACGACGAACAAUUCAAUGACGAGAAGCAGUUCCUCAUCGCUCAAAUCCAACAAUUAUAA